Molecule: messenger RNA, 1185 nt
Organism: Adineta steineri
Lineage: Eukaryota; Metazoa; Rotifera; Eurotatoria; Adinetida; Adinetidae
Source: the annotation of a GenBank genome assembly
AUGCACGCCAAUCAAGCUUACAAAAAGGGUGUUACUGUAAAUAAUGGAUCAGACAAAUGGUGGCACCGCCGCUGGGUUAAAAUAACCGGUAUUUCCGUUAUUGUUUUAAUAAUUGUUGCUGUUAUUCUUGCUCUGGUAUUAAUCUUCGUCGUUUUUGCACCAAAGAAAUCAGAAACUCCGCAAUCAGAAUGGUCUGUUACCGGUAAUAUGAAUACUGCACGACUUUUGCAUUCAGCAUCCAUAUUACCAAAUGGAAAAGUAUUAGUUACUGGUGGUACAUCCAAUGCUUAUAAUUUUUUAAAUAGUGCUGAGCUGUAUGAUCCAUCAACAGGCAUUUGGACAACUACUGGUAGCAUGAUUAAUGCACGAUCUGAACAUACAGCCUCUGUAUUAUCAAAUGGAAAAGUAUUAGUUACUGGUGGAGCUGAUAAUAGUGGUGUUUUAAAUAGUGCUGAGUUGUAUGAUUCAUUAACAGGUAUUUGGACAACUACUGGUAGUAUGACUUCUGCACGGAGUUCUCACACAGCAUCUACAUUACCAAAUGGAAAAAUAUUAGUUACUGGUGGAGCAGGCAGCAGUGGUAUUGGUUUAAAUAGUGCUGAGAUUUAUGAUCCAUUAACAAGUACUUGGACAACUACUAGUAACAUGAAUAAUGCACGAGAAUAUCACACAGCAUCUGUAUUAUCGAAUGGAAAAGUAUUAGUUACUGGUGGAUUAUUCAUUGUUAAUUAUCUAAAUAAUACUGAAUUAUAUGAUCCAUCAACAGGCACUUGGACAGCAACUGAUAGCAUGACUAGAGUACGAGGCGGUCACACAGCAUCUGUACUAUCAAAUGGAAUAGUAUUAGUAGCUGGUGGAUAUAGCAAUAGUGGUUUUUUAAAUAGUGCUGAAUUGUAUGAUCCAUCAAAAGGUACUUGGGCAGCUACUAGUAACAUGACUAACACACGCGGUAUUCACACAGAAUCUGUGUUAUCAAAUGGAAAAGUAUUAGUCACUGGUGGACGGAGUUAUAAUGCUUUAUAUAGUACUGAGAUAUAUAAUCCAUCAACAGCUACUUGGACAACUACUAGUAACAUGAAUAAUGCACGAGAAUAUCAUGCAGCAUCUGUAUUAUCAAAUGGAAAAGUAUUAGUUACUGGUGGAGCUGGGAAGUCUGCUAAUUUAAAUAGUGCAGAAUUAUACUAA